CAGUUUGUAUAUAUACUUUAUCAAGAAAUCUGAAUGGAAUGUUGCAUACAGCGAAUUCUAAUAAUUGUUUUAAUUGUGAUCGAGUAAAAGGUAUAGAAGGUGGAGAAGGCCUUUUAAAUAACAUGUCCAGAGUAGUUUCUAUAGCUUCAUGAACAGGAACAUUUGCGUAUAAAUUAUUGACAUCAAAACUAACCAUUAUUUGAUCAGAGCUAUUUUGGAUUCCUAUAAUCUUUUUCACAAAUUCAAAUCAUACAAUCUCGGCAAAGAGGCGGCGGUGACGGCGUGGCGAUUAUACAAUCUCGGUGUUGGGAAAAAGUUUAUGUGGUCAAAAAUGAAUACUGUUUAAAAUAUCAAUCAACUUAAUGUUACAUAUCAAUCAGCUGAAACAUAUGAUAAAUGGUUGUCAGAACCUCUAACGAAAACUGGUGCUUAUGUAAAAGAAAAAAAUGAAUCUAGUUCAUCGGAUGAUGACGAAGAUGAUGAUCAGAGUGACGACGAAAUUAGUUGUAAUCCUUCAAGUUUUGUGACAUUUGAUAGUACUGAAUCAGGAUGUAUCAAACAAUUUCGCACACAUGAUAACCUGAUGAUACAUAUGACAACAGGCAAACAUGUUAUGAAAAUCGAACGAUGUUAA
Messenger RNA from Didymodactylos carnosus, 634 nucleotides. The record is from the annotation of a GenBank genome assembly. NCBI's taxonomy places the organism in Eukaryota, Metazoa, Rotifera, Eurotatoria, Philodinida, Philodinidae.